Molecule: messenger RNA, 1914 nt
Organism: Homalodisca vitripennis (glassy-winged sharpshooter)
Lineage: Eukaryota; Metazoa; Arthropoda; Insecta; Hemiptera; Cicadellidae
Exons: 15
Coding region: 174-1778 (534 amino acids)
Biological process (GO): proteasome-mediated ubiquitin-dependent protein catabolic process; multicellular organism development
Cellular component (GO): cytoplasm
Molecular function (GO): ubiquitin protein ligase activity; ubiquitin conjugating enzyme binding
Source: RefSeq, a predicted model, not a curated record
GUAUGUUACAAUAAAAUAUGUUAUGGGUAUGGGAGAGGAAAGCGUAACUAAGUGAUUGGUAGGUGAAGUGACAAAUGAAACUUUUAUAAUUUAAAACUGGUUCUAAAUAAUGUUUUAGUUUAUUACAUUAUCAAGUACUUAGUUCAAUCCAAAGUAACAGUUUUGAAUCAGGAAUGGAGCGUCCGGAGAGACCAUCUCGUCAUAAGUCAAAUCCAUUGACCAAGUUUCGUGCCAAUUUGAGUUCAGAUUCUGAUUCAGAGUUGAAUGACAAUGAUGCUCCCAUUCAAAUGUUAAUGUUUUAUGAUCAACAUCCACCAGAGUCAGCCAGUGUCCCUGGUGGGCCAUCAACAUCAACAGCUACUCAACAGAGCCAAGAGAACACUGAAACUCCCAACAAUUUAAUGAGUUUGACUCCACCUCUGGCUACGGUACCCCGAGAAGAGGAGCCGCCCCAGCCAGAGGUCCGGAGAAAGAGAUGUGGAGCUACUCUUGCUGUCAGCUCAGCCGGAUCUGUCAUAUUUGAUGGUGUGGACAAUCAGAUUGAUUCCUCCUCUGUUACUAAUAUUCGUGAUUCCCCAAUGUUGGAACGAUUCCAGCACAGUGACUAUGUGAUCCGUCCUCGUAGCUUCUGUAACAUCGAGUGUAGUAAUGCCAUUCGCCCUCCAGUUUACAAGCUUAAACGCCCUAAUGCACCAAUUGACCUGACACCAAACCCUACAAACAGAGAUACAACGUGCCAAGCUCCAGUUGUGACGUCAAGCUUCAGUCUAGUUGACAACCCAUCUCUCCCCAGCAAUGCUGAAUCAUCAACUAGUUACCUACACAGAAUGCCAUACAUGGUGCCACAACGCAGUCCUCAGCGUAAUUUGCCGUCCACCAGCUCCUCCAUUCUGCGCCAUUUUGAUGAGAUGUGCUCAUCCUCUUCAUCUGCCAAUCCUGUUUACAGAAGGCGUAACAGGGGAGCAACAUUAAAUGUAAGGUUCCAUGAUUCUAUACGUGGAAAUGAUGGAUCACAUUCGGAGACGGCUGGAACUAGUACUAACAGGGAAACUUCAAGAAACAGGAGUUCUAGUUCUCUAGAUGAUUAUUGCGACUUGGUUGGCAACUUUCUGUUCCAUUGUCCUUCACCUCAGAACAACACCGACAACCAGAGGUCAACACCUCUGGCUGAGAGAACAUCUGAGGACUUCUCCUCCACAGCACUUCCUUCCUUACCAGAUCUAAUUAGAGAGAGAAAUUCAACACUGAAUGACUUUACUUUUAUCACCAGCUACAAUACCUCCUCACCCCUCACUGUGCCUGAAGUCAGCACCAUCAGACAAGUGGUUGAAAUGGCUGAAUCAAUGGAGCAGUCCAAUGAUGAUGUGAUUGUCGUCGAGACUCCAGAGCGGCCCACUCUGUCUUCUAGUCCAGACUCCUACGUGGUACCAUCCAGUCGUUCUCCGACUCCACAGCCUCCUCAACCGCCUGUCUCACAACCUAAGCGUGACAAACCUCAAGCCAACAGCGUACCCAUGACAUUACAAGAGCUGAACCAAACUCUAGUAUCUCUGCUGGAGUGCCCGGUAUGCCUGGAUCAUGCCACUCCACCCAUCUUCCAGUGCUGCAAGGGACACAUUGUGUGUCAGAAUUGUCACCCCCCGCCUUACCACCUGCCCCAUCUGUCGCUCACGACUACCCGGGGACAGGAACAGUGCAAUGGAGAAGGUGGCAGAGAAGUUGAUGUAUCCCUGCAAGAACACAGUGACUGGGUGCAUCAUGAUGCUAAAGCUGGAUGACAAGCAGGAACACGAGGAGGGCUGUGGGUUCCGACACUAUGCUUGCAUCGUCAACACGUGUCACUGGAAAGGCUACAAGCCAGAGUUGGUUGUUCACUUACAGAGUAACCAUCCUGACAAGCUCAUCUCUGGCAGC